AUGGAUUGUGGAACGAUAUGCCCAAUUUGCUUUUCAGAAUACACAACCGCAGGGAACCAUCGAAUAGUGUCUCUUCAGUGCGGCCAUCUGUUUGGAAGCCAGUGCAUUGAAAAGUGGAUUGGAAAGAAGACCAAGAUGCAGUGCCCGCUGUGCUCUGGGAAAAGCACAAAAAGGCAGAUAAGGCCGAUAUAUGCAUCGAAGGUGGUUGCCAUGGAUACAGAGAAUGAGCAAAGGCUGCUGGAAAGAUGUCGGGAAGAAGAAAAGAAAAAUAAAGAGCAUGUUGAGGUCAACGCAGAGCUCCGGGCUCAGAUCGCGGCAUUGAAGGCUGAGCUGGCACGGAUUAGUCAAGAGAGGGUGGGGGAUGCGUUUGCUAUACACAAGCAAAAGAAGAUUAGUGUCAGCGUCGGAUUUAAUGCGACUAACUCUUUAAUAGGAUAUGACGAAUCAAGCUCCACUCUAGUUGUCACAAGAAAAAGCGGAAAGAGCGUGGGAGUGCAAAAGUUUGAAUCCCACGACUUUAGUAAGUCCGAGUUUAUCGGGCUGGGAGAAGGGUCGUUUAUAAGGAGCAUGUCCCUGAGUCCUUUCAAUGAAGGGAUUGGGCUGUUUCCGACCGGAAACGUACUGAACAUCAUGGAUGUAUACAGCAGCUGUGUAGUGAGCCAAUGCAUAGUCUACAACCAAAUAGAAAGCAUCUGCUUUGACAGAGAUGACAGAAAUGUAAUAUAUUGCGGAGACAAUAGGGGUGUGGUAUACUUCAUCAAUGCUUCAUCUCCUGAGACAUUCAAGAUGCUUAAGGUGUCGAAUAUGUCGAUCCACUCCAUAUGUAAAAAGGGCUUAGCAGUCUUUGCUUCUACAGUUUACCAGACGUACAAGAUUGUUUUUUCGGCUGAAUGCCUUCCUUGCACUUUGGAGGUGGAGCCCUACUCAAUUUGCACCAACAUGGCGGCCCAUGGAAACCAUCUCCUGCUGACGUUCCGAAGCAUCGACUUUCGGGUGAGGCAUUUUGUGUGGGGGGAAAGAGAGACCUAUUUCAGCCUAGGGAUAAAACAAACGAGAAGACAUCGAGACAAAAUAUAUAGGAACUACAUUUACGUUGUAGAUGAUGAGCGGAACACUAUUAGAAUCCUAAGGCUCCAUUCUCUCGAGGUAGUAUACACAUAUGCCUUUAAAGAGAAGGUUUUGGAUUUCUUUGUCAAUGACACAUUCUUGUUUGUACUGACAAAGUUUAUUGUUCAUAUUUUUUCUAACAGCGUUUAG
Molecule: messenger RNA, 1257 nt
Organism: Encephalitozoon cuniculi GB-M1
Lineage: Eukaryota; Fungi; Microsporidia; Unikaryonidae
Exons: 1
Coding region: 1-1257 (418 amino acids)
Biological process (GO): interstrand cross-link repair; protein ubiquitination
Cellular component (GO): nucleus
Molecular function (GO): ubiquitin protein ligase activity
Source: RefSeq, marked provisional